UCUUAUCAUCCAAAUUAUAUCUCAAUUCAAUAAUAAUUUCUUCCAACAAAUUCCUUAAAAUAAUUUGUGUGUUUAAUUCAGCAUAACAGCACAUAACCAUGUCACUCAUUUCACAACUUCUUAGUGAUGAAACCUAUGACCCUUUCUUAUCUAUGAUAAACAAAUGUCCUAUCCUAAGCACUCCAACAGAUUGGAAAGAAACCAUAGAUUCACAUGUUUUUAUAUCCGAUCUUCCGGGAUUAAAAAAAGAAGAUGUUAAGAUAGAAAUUGAUGAAGGAAAAGUGCUUCAAAUUAAUGGUGAAAGGAGCAAUAAUGUGGAUGAAGAUGAUGAGAAGAAUAAUAACAAAUGGCAUCGUGUUGAACGUUGUCGUGGGAAGUUUCAAAGAAGAUUUAAGCUCCCUCAAAAUGCUAAGGUGGAUCAAGUUAAGGCUAAUAUGGAAAAUGGUGUUUUAGUUGUGACUAUUGCUAAGGAGGAAGGGAAGAAAAGUGAAACUAAGGUGAUUCAAAUUGAGGGAAAUUGAAAGAAAAAAAAAAAUUGAGUUUUUUUAUGAUGUUGAGUUUGAGAAUAAUAAAAAAGUUUGUAAUUGGGUAAAAGUUGGGUAUUAAAUAAAAGGGUCUUGUUGGGUUUCGUUAA
Molecule: messenger RNA, 634 nt
Organism: Vicia villosa (hairy vetch)
Lineage: Eukaryota; Viridiplantae; Streptophyta; Magnoliopsida; Fabales; Fabaceae
Product: class I heat shock protein-like
Exons: 1
Coding region: 99-521 (140 amino acids)
Biological process (GO): response to heat; response to salt stress; protein complex oligomerization
Source: RefSeq, a predicted model, not a curated record